Exaiptasia diaphana is the source of this 1293-nucleotide messenger RNA. RefSeq lists its product as uncharacterized. Lineage: Eukaryota; Metazoa; Cnidaria; Anthozoa; Actiniaria; Aiptasiidae. The transcript is spliced from 3 exons. The coding region runs from base 1 to 1293 and encodes 430 amino acids. The record is from RefSeq and is a predicted model, not a curated record.
AUGGCUUGUUAUGUUGCGCAUGCGCUAAGAUCGUGUAUCCUAGCAACGCAGGCUGAAGCCCUCGAUGAAUUUAAAAUAUGGACACGCUGUGUCGUAAAAGAAGUUUUAGACGCACAUAGCGUCAAARUAUCUUUUAUCGGCUKGGGAAGCAAGUGGGAUCGCGUUGUUACACAACACGAAAUCAGAGCUGUUUCGGAGAUUYGAAAACGACACAUCAAGAAUACUUCUUACAAGAUCCCACAGAUUACCAAAAUCGUAGGUGAUGAUGAGCUAUGGCUAGGCGAGAAUCUCGUGACGAUCAYUGAAGUUGACCCGAUMAACGAUAAACUACUGGCAAAAAUGAAGGAUGAUGAACACGUUUGGUGGCCAAUUGAUGAGUUCACAGAAGAASCACCAGAAAAGCCGAAAACCAAAAAGAUACGAUUGGACACCACGARACCAGCAACUAYGAAACCAGCAACUACGGAACCAGCARCUACGAAACCAGCAGUUCCUUACACUCACGAUGUACUCCAUGYUGAUUCUUGUCGGGAGGACUCUUUAUUAGAUUUUUCUGUUUAUAUUCGAGAARACGGUUUUGUUUUGAAAGUAGGGAGCGUUUGUUUUGUUGAUUCUUUUUCACAUCCAGUUGUUUUAAGUCGUAUUUUUAAACAAAGUGUCAAUGGUAAAGUUUUUGUUUCUCUUAUUAGAUGUCAAUUUGAAGGUCAGAAAGUCGUUUCUUUGGUUCGCAAUUUUAUUUUAACAGUUGAGUGUUCGUUUUUACUAUGUUUGUGUCCAAGUAGUGAGUAUAGUUUUUCCGGCAUUUCUCAAUCGAUUGCUAACAUUAUUUUUCAAUGUCAGUCACGUGUUUGUAAGUGUCAGGAACAAAACUUUGGAAAUGUUUCCUAUCAGAGAGAACUCCGUCGCCAUGCAUUGGGGGCUCAAAUACGCCAAGCUGUCUGUAGUGGUAUUUCCUUGAAUGCUACUAGGCCGGCUCAGCCAGUCAGUCUUGGSGUAUUUGAACCUUUCCAUGACAUGGCAACGUUUGGUCUUUCUGAAGGAAACAAUUUUAAAGUUUUGUUCAGCAUUUUUGGCGGGUUUAGUUUACUAGAUAAGUUAUGUGGGAAGGGUUGGGAUGUUAAGCCUUUACGUUCAGAUGUUUCAGAUUGCCAGUUCGUUAGAUCGGCCAGCAUAUAUCUAGAUAAGAAGAACUUUUCACUUAAGUUUUAUUUUUCAUUUAGUGAGGCACCUUUCUGUCUUAAUUUAGACCAAUAUAGGGAUAAGUGUUGUCAGUUUUUAGGCAACAAGUCAUAA